Mustela lutreola (European mink) is the source of this 2062-nucleotide messenger RNA. RefSeq names its product conserved oligomeric Golgi complex subunit 2-like. Gene Ontology annotation, biological process: intra-Golgi vesicle-mediated transport; Golgi organization; protein transport. The transcript is spliced from 4 exons. The coding region runs from base 394 to 627 and encodes 77 amino acids. Lineage: Eukaryota; Metazoa; Chordata; Mammalia; Carnivora; Mustelidae. Gene Ontology annotation, cellular component: COG complex; membrane. The record is from RefSeq and is a predicted model, not a curated record.
AUUUGUUACUUUUAAAAUUAAGAAGAAAAAGCUGUUUCUAUUUUGAGAAGAGCCUCUUUGAAAUGUAUAAUUAAAAGAAAUAAAAUGCCUGUAGAGUUAGGCAACAGGAGAGAAUGGUCUUGGUGUAGGGCCCCCUUUCCCAUAAUCUUAGGAAGUGAGCAGACCCCCUGAUGUCCCUGUGUGUGUUCCCCUGCAGUAAUACGGCCUCUUAUUCUUUCUCUGAUCUUAUUUUUCUAUGUAAAAUGUGGUAUCAGUGCAAUCAUUUUUUCUUUCUGGUUUGAUUUUCAGGAAGAUUUCGACGUCGAUCACUUUGUGUCUGACUGUAGGAAGCGUGUCCAGCUGGAGGAACUAAGAGGAGAUCUGGAACUCUACUAUAAACUUCUUAAAAUAGCCAUGGUCAAGCUCAUCAACAAGGAUUAUGCAGAUUUUGUCAACCUUUCCACAAACUUGGUUGGCAUGGACAAAGCCCUCAAUCAACUUUCUGUGCCUUUGGGACAGUUACAAGAAGUUCUGAGUCUCAGGUCAUCUGUCAGUGAAGGAAUUCGGGCAGUAGAUGAACGAAUGUGUAAACAAGAGGACAUAAGGAAGAAAAAGAUAUGUGUGUUGAGGCUUAUACAAGUUAUUUGAUCAGUUGAAAAGAUUGAAAAAAUCUUAAAUUCACAAAGUUCUAAAGAAACCUCUGCACUAGAAGCAAGCAGGUAAGCAUUUUUUUUUAACUAAGUAGCACAUAAAUUAAUACUUCAUAUCCAGUCUAAUUAGGCGGGGACGGCUUAGUUAGAAUUCAUUUCUGAACAAGAAGAAAAUCCAGGUUUGUGGCUAGAAUGUAGCUCCAGGAGAGUGGAGAGCAUGAAAUGGUGAAAUCUAUAACACGUUCCUAUAAACCCUUUGGUUAUAGACCACAGUUCCAACACGUCAUUAUGCUUGCAGUGGAAAAGUAUAUUUGGAAUCACCUUCCCUGAGGAGUAGCAAAGUCCUGUUGAUCUUUAAGGCAUACCUACCAUUCAUCUUGGUUUUUCUCCAUCUCAUUUUUUUUCCUAGACAUGCCCAGAGUAUUACCAUUGAUGUAUUUUGCACCAGCAUUAUAUUAUUAUGAAACAGUAUAGGACACAUCCAGUUGAAAUUUACAAACAGGAAAGAAAAAGCUUAUGAAAUAGAAAAAAGAUGAUGGCUCUCUUUGUUAUACUGUGAUUGUCUUGUUCCCUUCCUGGUGUGAAUUUUCAAUCAGCCAGGGUAGAUGGGUGACUCAGAAAAUGACUAGUUAGGUCCUGUCAGCACCGUGAGAUGCACAGUGGUGCAGUGGGAGUAGCCCGGGCUGGUCCUGCACAUACCAGCUGGGCUGCCUGCGUCAAGGUCACCUGGUGCCCUGCGUGCUCUGUUGUGUGAGGCUAACAGUCCCUCCCCCUGCAGGCGGAGUUAGGUUUCUAAAUUUUAGGAAUUAAGGUUUUAGAUUUGGAAGGAACUUAAGAGACCAUAUGCUCCACAUGUCUUAUGAUGGAGAUUAAGAAUGGACACAUCCCAAAGGAAGCAAUUCUCUGGUCCUAGGUCUCUGCCCCCUUUCACAUCAAGGCAUUCAACUAAGUGGUCAGCCUCCACUCUGCUUGUGUCUCUAGCCCGUAGCACUUGUGCUUCUGCCCCCGUUCGUCCACACUUAGCAGACAGUCUGUACGCGGCCCUUCUGCAGCCCGUGUGUCUCCAGUGGCUCUGCUUCACUGUGGCCCUUGGCAGCGCCUGCAGCCCCUCCAGCCAUGUCCACGUUCGGCCCCUGGGGAGCUGGCCCUCCAGUGUUCUUCCCGUCUUUGCUGUUGCUGCUGUGCUCCUCGGAUAGAAACACCUCAGUGAGCUCUGUGUCUACAAUCCUGUCCCUUUGCAACACUGUCCUUGAUAAACAGACAUUGUGCGCUUUCUUGCUUAGAAUUACCUUGGAGGACUUUUUUCUCCAGAAGAGCAGCUCUGAGCUCUAGAGUCAGGAAAGCCAGAGCAGCGUCAGCGCACAGUAAAUCCAUCAUGCUCUGCCAGGCCCAGAAAUGCCGAGAUAAGGAUAAAUAGGAAACGCGCAUGGGAU